Messenger RNA from Olea europaea var. sylvestris, 1219 nucleotides. Its product is annotated as 1-aminocyclopropane-1-carboxylate oxidase 5-like. The transcript is spliced from 3 exons. Lineage: Eukaryota; Viridiplantae; Streptophyta; Magnoliopsida; Lamiales; Oleaceae. The coding region runs from base 396 to 992 and encodes 198 amino acids. The record is from RefSeq and is a predicted model, not a curated record.
UACAGAAAAAAAGAUACAGUUUUUGUACUUUGUUUUACAUUUAAUUUCCAUUAAUGGCUAUUCCGGUGAUUGAUUUUUCAAAGCUCGAUGGCGAGGACAGGGAGAAAACUUUGGCUCAGAUAGCUCACUGCUGUGAAGAGUAGGGAUUCUUUCAGUUAGUGAACCAUGGAAUCCCCGAGGAGCUCCUGGAGAGGGUGAAGAAGGUGGCAUCUGAAUGCUACAAAUUGGAAAGAGAGGAGAAUUUCAAGAAUUCAAAGCCUGUAAAGCUUCUAAAUGAAUUGGUGGAAAAGAAAAGUGAGGACAAAUUGGAAAAGUUGGAUUGGGAGGAUGUUUUCCUUCUCUCAGAUGACAAUGAAAAUGAAUGGCCAACAAAGACUCCUGGAUUCAAGGAAACGAUGAAGGAAUACCGAGCUGAACUGAAAAAACUGGCAGUUAAAGUUAUGGAAGUAAUGGAUGAAAACUUGGGAUUACCAAAAGGGUACAUCAAGAAAGCCUUUGAAGGAGCAGGAGAAAAUGAAACCGCCUUUUUCGGCACUAAGGUGAGCCAUUAUCCGCCAUGUCCUCACCCCGAAAAGCUGACUGGCCUCCGGGCACACACUGACGCCGGUGGCAUCAUCUUACUAUUUCAAGAUGAUGAGGUUAAAGGGCUUCAAAUUCUGAAAGAUUGGGUAUGGAUUGACGUCCAGCCUAUGAAAAAUUCUAUAGUGAUAAACACUGGGGAUCAGAUAGAAGUCCUCAGUAAUGGUAGAUACAAGAGUGUUUGGCACCGGGUUUUUGCCUCCGCUGAUGGGAAUAGGAGAUCAAUUGCUUCAUUCUAUAAUCCAUCACUCAAGGCUACCAUAGAACCAGCUCAAGAACUUGUUGAGAAAACUGACAAGCAGGUGGUGGAUUCAAUUUACCCCAAGUUUGUGUUUGCGGAUUACAUGGCGGUUUACACUGAACAAAAGUUUCUUCCAAAAGAACCAAGAUUCCAAGCUGUGAAAGCUAAGUAAGGAAGAUAAGUAAUUAUAUAGUUUCCAUUUUUGUUUCCUUUCCACUGUUUAUGUGUUGGGGUGGGAUGGGUAGGUGGUGUAAGGGUAUGGAAGUUGUGCCUUUUUUAGCAAAAUGCUAUGUUGGCAUGUUAUUUCUCAGCAUCUGUUUUUUAUGUGCAAUUUAAAUUCUAAAGUUGUGGUGUCAAGGUAAGCGGUCUACGCAAAUUACUUAUGAUUAUUGACUAAUA